GGUGCGCUGGUCUGUCAAAUUGAGGACCAGCCUUUUACACCCCUGGUUUCCAAAAACACCUAAUUUCUGGACAGUGGCCAGUAGGAAAACAACUCCCUACUCUGACCAGGACUUUACUCCUUCGCUUUAGAAAGUUUCCACGAGGAUAUGGAAAAACUGGAGAUUAAAAAACAAUCUAGAGAGAAGGCUCUCCGUUUCUCUGAGAACCAGGAAGGACGUUGGUGUAGAGGACAUUGGCUACCAUGAGUUCUGGUGUGCUGUUGCCAAAACCACAAAUGCGUGGUCUUCUGGCCAAGCAUCUAUGGGUUCAUAUUGUUGGUGCAUUCAUUGUGGCCCUAGGAGUUGCUGCUGCCUACAAGUUUGGCGUGGCUGAACCAAGAAAGAAGGCUUAUGCAGAUUUCUACAGGAAUUAUGACUCCAUGAAAGAUUUUGAAGAGGUGAGGAAGGCUGGGGUCUUUCAGAGUGCGAAGUGAUUUCAGAAUGCAAAGAAUUCUUUGGAUUGUGCUCCAUAGAAGUUCAUUGCUGACCUGUGUUCCUGAACUAUGAAACUUGAAUAUGUGAGCUAAGGAGUAGUUUCUCUCAAUAAACAUUAAUUAUAUGGACAGUAUAAAAAAAAAAA
This is a messenger RNA of Rattus rattus (black rat), 619 nucleotides long. Its product is annotated as cytochrome c oxidase subunit 6C-2-like. The record is from RefSeq and is a predicted model, not a curated record. The transcript has a single exon. Bases 243 to 473 code for a protein of 76 amino acids. Lineage: Eukaryota; Metazoa; Chordata; Mammalia; Rodentia; Muridae. Gene Ontology annotation, biological process: mitochondrial electron transport, cytochrome c to oxygen.